UUUUCUUUUUAUUCAAAGCAAUAGACACAAUUAUAUUUGAAUAAUUUGAAUAUCAAGAUGCAUUUUCAAAUCAUUCUUUCGAUUUUUCUCAUCUGUGGAUAUUCACAGAUUAAUGCAAAACCACUUGAUGAUAGAGAAUUUGCAGAAAAACUUCUUAACAUUGCUGAAGACGCAACAAAUUUAGCGCACCGUUUAGAAGCACGAUUGGAAAAGUGUGAGGCAAUAUCUUUACCACCCACGACUCCUGACCCAACGCGACCACCUACAACUCCAGAACCUACACGACCACCUCCAUCUAUGGAACCUACAACCCCUGAACCAACUCGUCCUCCUGCGACUUCCAGAAAUUUACAACCACUUUUUCUAUUCGAUGAAAGUCGUAAUUCGAUUGUAUCUCCUCUAGGUGACUGAUGAUGAAGUAAGUCAUCGAGCAUAGUAUUUUUACGAUGAAAAACAAAAUUCAAAAUAGUGAAUUUAUAAUAAUAAAAUUUAACUUGCAAAAAA
Chelonus insularis is the source of this 504-nucleotide messenger RNA. RefSeq names its product actin cytoskeleton-regulatory complex protein pan1-like. Bases 58 to 411 code for a protein of 117 amino acids. NCBI's taxonomy places the organism in Eukaryota, Metazoa, Arthropoda, Insecta, Hymenoptera, Braconidae. The record is from RefSeq and is a predicted model, not a curated record. The transcript is spliced from 3 exons.